AUGGCCAAAAAUUCGGUAUUGUUGCCUGAUGAAUCGCACUGUAGGUCGGAUAUUGGUGCUAUUUUGUAUCGUGACAGGAAGAUUUACGCAUUUUCGGCCGAGAUAAACGAAGUUUCUGAACCAAGUUCGAUCUUUGGCUAUGUGGAGUACAAAAUUGGAAUUUCGGUAAGUUUUUAGUUAAAUUUUGACUAGAAAUAUAGUUCAAUAUAAUUAUUAGGAUCUAAUUUGUGUGUUUUUAAAGCUUUUUUCAUUUACUGUGUAAAACAGUGUUUUUGAUGAUAUUGUUUUAGAUGGACCCAACAGAUGUUUGCAAUUAUGAUAGACGUUUGUUUGAGUUAACUACUCGAUUUCGUGAUCUCAACAAAUUGUAUCAACAACUGUCUACAAUCCACAAACAAGUAAGUCGUAUCUCUUGUGUAUUUUACAGUUUAGUUGUACUUAAAAGAUGUUUUCCCUCAAUUUGCACCAACAAAGCUAAUGGGAUCGAAUACUUCUGAAACGAUCGAAGAAAGGAAGACGGCUAUAGUCAAUUUCUUGAAUUUUGUGCUUCGAUCAACUGUUCUAUGCAAAGCGAGAGUGUUCCAAGCUUUUAUCGAUGUAUGUUCUUAUUCUUUAUUUUAUACGUUAACUAACGUAUUUUACGAAGCAUUUCUACUAUAAUACCAUUUUAGAGUGCAAAGGAAUGUACCGAAGCUUCUUUAAACGAAAAACCAAGCGAAGAUGAAGCGCCAACGGAACACAGCAUUGAACUGGAUUAA
This is a messenger RNA of Bursaphelenchus okinawaensis, 758 nucleotides long. The record is from the annotation of a GenBank genome assembly. NCBI's taxonomy places the organism in Eukaryota, Metazoa, Nematoda, Chromadorea, Rhabditida, Aphelenchoididae.